Paramecium sonneborni is the source of this 261-nucleotide messenger RNA. The record is from the annotation of a GenBank genome assembly. Lineage: Eukaryota; Ciliophora; Oligohymenophorea; Peniculida; Parameciidae.
CAAAUUUUAAACUUCAUUUAUAUAGAAACCUUCAGACUGAUGAAUCAUAAGAUGAUACUAUUACAUAUAUGAGAAAAAUAAUAAUACUUAUUGCAAUAGAAAAAAUCUGUUAAACCUAAUUAAGGAAUACUCAGUACCAGAAAGUGGAGUGUUUGGGAAAGAAUAAUCUCAGGGUGAAGAGAAAAAUUAAGAUGGUAAACUUAAAAUUAUGCCAAAAAGUUAGCAUCUUAAGCAAAAUUAAUCUAGUUUUAUUUUUAUGAG